GAUAUUUUUUUUAAUGCAUGUGAUACACUGGUUUAACAAGCACUUCCAAUUUUAGUUUAGAAUGUGGCUUUAAUCAAGCUGAAGCUCCUCUUAUUCUCUAUUUUAUCAUUUUUCCUAGUGACCAAUCAAACGGGUCGCCAUUUUCCUGACUAUUGGCACAUUCGGGUUAAGCUAGGCCUAGACUGACAAAAGUUAAAUGAGUUGAUAAGUUUUGUGAGUUUACUUUCAAGGUGCUGGCCUCAUAUACACCAAGUUUGAUGUAGAUUGUGUACCUUGAACCAGUUCCUCAAGAAACUACAAUCUUGCUUUUAAAAUGUUCAAAAUAGAGCAUGAAGGAUCAAUCAAGGAAAAUCAAAAUGAUUUGGAGAAGCCUGCAGACGAACAACAUGACUCAGCAAAGCCAGUGGAAGAACAAAAUCUUGGAGAGAAGCAAAGAGAAGAACAACAUCACACACUGUCAGAGGACAAACAAAAUCAUGCAGAUAAGCAAGAGGAAAAACAAGAUAAAGGAGAGAAGAAGCAAGAUGACGGCUUAUACAAAGUAGUUCAAGAGAAAUUUAGACUGGUUAAAAUGAAAUACGAUUGUAUUAAAGAAAAGUUUGAUGCCAUCAAACAAGAAUACGAUAAUGCAAAAAAGGAGUAUGACAUUGUUAGGGAGGAAAUGUUAAAAUUUGCACCAAAUCACUUUUUAGGUGAAAAUGCUGUAAAAGUCGAGUGUGAAGAUGAUGAUGGUUAUAUGGACUUUGUUAUUGAAGUAAAUGACAGCUCAAAAGAUGAUGAUGACGAUGAUGUAGUCCAAUUCAGUAACAUUAAGCAGGAGAUGGAUGACAGUUACACUGGUGACAAUAACAACAGCACUUUAAGCUCACAUGAUGAUGAUUCCCAUCUAGAUAUCAAGCCUGUCUUGUCAAAUAGAAACUUCCAUGGGAAGUGGGGUUUUCAAACUAAUGGAGGUAUCAAAACAGAGCAUCAGAUUGCUGCACCUGUUACAAAAUCUGAAAAGCUCCUAAAUGACCUGGGUCAUGGGCUGUUUCAGGUGAUUUCUCCUGGUCUUCAUGAUGAAUCUGAUGAUAGCAGUUUUCGUGUUGUUAAUGGGUGGAGUCUAAAGAAAUCUAAAAUUGGGAUUUCCCCCAAGGUGCCAAAAAAAAGAAAACGUUCUUCAAAAGCAAUAAUUGAGAAUUCUGAUCUUCAGAAUCAGGUCAUGUUUGAAACUCCACCCUAUAAUAGGAAAAGCGCCUAUAAGUGUGAUGUUUGUGGUGGUGUGUUUGCUGGGACGUACAACUAUAACAGACACAGAAGAAUACACACAGGAGAGAAGCCCUUCUCGUGUGAUCUUUGUGGCAAAGGAUUUGCCCGUAAAGACAAAUACACAAUCCAUUUUAAAGCUCACUGUAUAAAUGAAAACAGCGCACCUACAACCCCGACAGAAGCUCCUGUACAAGUGCUUCACGAAGAAGCUGAACAGCCUAAAGAUAACCCAGAGCCACCUCAGGAGAGCAUGGACAGCGAAACAAUUAAUUUCCUGGAAGCUGAUCAGCAGUCUAUUGAGCAACAGAUAGCGGAGUCUAAGAUGAUGUUUGAUUGUUCUGAGUGUGGUAAAAGGAUUAAAGGUCUUCCAAAUUAUACCCGCCACAGACUCAGGCAUGAGAAUAGGAAGCCUCAUGAGUGUGAAGUAUGUGGGAAGGUGUUUUUAAAACGCUACAGCUACAACCGGCAUAUGACGAUUCACUCUGGAUUAAAACCGUUUGAAUGUGAUAUAUGUGGUCAGGGGUUUUCGCGUAAUGACAAACUUAUUGCUCAUACUAGACAGCAUAAAAACCCAAGAAUUAUCGAUGGUGCUUCAUUCAAUUGUGAUAUUUGCGGCUUCCAGUUUAUGCACAGUUACACAUUAGCAAGACACAAAUUGUUACACGCGCCUGGUCAAAAUCCUUUCAAAUGUGAUAUGUGUGGCAUGCUUUUCAAUCUGGAGUCCAACCUUACUCGCCAUAAAGAGAGGAAGCACAGGGACGUCAAUCCUUAUAAGUGUACAGAAUGUGGUGCCAGCUUUUCUAAAAACAAGGAUCUAACCAGACACAAGCAGGCCCAUGUUUGUAAAAAGCCACACAAGUGUAAUCAGUGUGGGAAAGGAUUCGCAGAGAGGUACCAGCUGUCACUACACAGGAGGUCGCACAAUGCUUCCAAACACCACAAGUGUGAUGUGUGUGAUAAGACUUUCCAGGAGAGGUUAAUGCUUUUAAGGCAUGAGCGGGUACAUGAGGAGUUGCGCGAUACGAUGACUGCAAGGCCUUAUAAGUGUGACGAGUGUGGAAAAGGUUUCCCGGACCGUUCCAAGCUUGUCAGGCAUAAGAGAACACACUCGAUGCAGAGACCUCACACGUGUGAUGUUUGUGGCAAAGGUUUCCCUGUACAGUCGAAGCUGUUGAGACAUCAAGCCACACAUCUUGUGGAGAAGCCUCACAAAUGUGACAUUUGCGGAAAAGGGUUCAAUGAGAGAUUUCGUCUUAUGGGGCAUAUUGAUAGAGUUCACUAUGGUACACAAGUGUUUCAGUGUAAUAUUUGUGAGGAACCUUUCUUUGAAGAAGAAGAAUUCAUUAGCCAUAAAUUAAGUCAUUCUGCAUCGUUACCAGAGGUUGUUGAACAACCCAACUAAGUUCUGGGUUAUAUUACAGUGAGGUCUGAUUCUUGAUUGGCUAAUCACAUUUUGUUCUGAAAUUUGAAAUCAUUGUAGUUGUGAAAGUAGGCUUUGUUGAAACUAUAGUUUGUUAGGUUUUGUCUCUAAUGCUUCAAUUCAUUCCCAUUUAAUUUUUUUUUUUGGAGAAUUUAAUAUUUACUUAAUUGUGUAUGAAUGUUGUCACUCUUGUUUUGUUGUUUGUCAUGUUUUGAAAAUAUAUUUAUAGUGUAUUUGUUUUAUAAAUACCAAUAUUCUAAUUCCUAGUAUUUAUUAAAUGAUGGUAAAAGAUUACAGUAAGUUAAUCUAGCCUGUGUCACAAAAGAUUAUUCUAUUUCUAGCUAGAUUUAUAGCAUUUGCAUUAAUUGUAAGAUAGUUGCAUCAUAGAGAAAAUAUAUUUUUACACACAUUACCUUUAGUUUAAAAUUUGUAUAAGCUAAGUAUAGUAUUUUUUCAAUUACUUAAAUUACUAUUUAAGUUCUGUGUAAAAAAAACAACUUACUAUUGGACAGUCAUGUUAAAUAUACUGUUUUUUUUAUUACAGUUAUAUUUUAUGGUUUUAAAUUAUUUGAAUAAGUAAAACUCAGUUUUAUUAAGAGAAACAUUUAUAUUUAUUUAUUAUUUUUUAAGUGUCUAGAUCUAGCAGUCAAUAGUGUUGGCAGGAUUUUCUCAAGUGAAGGGAUGUUUAGUAUAAUUAUAUUGUGUUAGUGGGUCUGAGUAUGUGCAAUGGUGGCUGUUAACCAGUAACUUGUGGCCAACUAUAAAACCUGGUAUUUCAUUCAAAUAUUUUUUAGCAUGUCAUUUUGAUUUAAUGAUUGUUUAACCAAGUCUGAAAAUACAAGAAUACAAUGUGUACUAAAACAUAGUUUUAAUUACAUUGCUUAGCUACCAAGAUCUAUAGGCUUUUCUUGGCCAAUUCAUCUACACCAGCGGUUCUUAACCUCGGUUCAAUCGAACCCCAGUUGUCAUGUGAAACAGUCACAGGGGUUCAGUUCAGUGGAGGUCAAGACACACACCCAACUCUAUGAUUCACAAUCAGAUUUUGUCAGUGUGGACGAUAGAACUAUUAAGAAGGGUUUGCUAAGUGCUCAUAUGAGACUGGUGAGGUUCAGCACCCCCCAAAAAAGGUUAAGAACCACUGGUCUAGAAUCUCAUCUACUGGAAUCACAAUUAGAAUAUUUUGCAAAGCCAAAUUAUUUAGUCUAUCCUAGUAUUUUGCUUACAUUUUUAGCAGCCUCUAUGUACAAAAAGAAUGCUGCUAGUAGUUGUAAAUGAAUAAUGAUGCAGUAGUUUGUGUACUGUUUGAACUAUUGUCUUACAUCUGAAAUGCCUGAUAAGCAAUGUGCAGUACAUUUCCUUUAUUAGUUAUGUUUUACCACUAAGUCCGUCUCUUAUUUGACUUGAAGCAGAAUCAACAAUCAGGGUUAUGUGGCAUUAUGUUACAGGCAGCAUUGUAUUUGUUUUCCUGUUUGAGUAAGAAUAAGUAGAUCUACAUGUGUCAAACAUGACUAAAAAUGGUAGUAUAUUCUGAUCAUGCAUCUUUCCCUACACAUCCAAGAAAGUAUUUUUAUUUUAAUCUUCAAUCAGUUUUACAGCUGCAGAUGAUCAACAUUUUCUGUUUGUUUUUCUACUUGUACUAUGCAUUAUCAUCAUCCUUUCGUUCAUUGGCACAACAUUUGUUUUUCUACUUAUACUAUGCAUCAUCGUCAUCCUGUCAAUCAUAGGCACAACCACACAUAUCCACUACUCCUAUUUUGGAUUCCUCCAAUGCCGUCUGAAAUUUUGGCCUGCCUACUUUCCUUGGGGAUUUUUAUCUUAUAGGCCUAUCUGUCUUGUGUUGUCUGAUGGUUUGUGCAAGGUGGGUCUAAUCCAUCCCAAUUUGUGUUUAUAUAAUUCUUUGCCAAUAGGGUUUCGCCUAGUUAUUUCCAUAGUUUGGUAUUGGUUAUUGCCUCAGGCCACCUGAUGUCCUAUAAGUGACACAUGCAUUAAUUUUAAAAGUCUGAGGACCUGUUAUUAACUUAUUGCAAAGAAUUUUAAUACUCAGUGUCUAGGAGAAACAUGAGACUCUUUUAAAUGAGAAACCACAUUUUUGAAACUCAUCUGUCAUUUCUUUUUGAGUUGUUGGCCUUGAGUUAUUUGUUUGAACACGGGCAUAGAAAUGGAAAAAAAGGCCUAAACGUUAUCUAAUACUAUCUUUUAUACAUCAGGCCAAAAUCCUUAUACAAAAAAAAACAGCCUGUCAUUAGCAUAAGUAACAGGUGAAGAUAAUGUCUUUAUGGAAAUUUCUUGCUGAAAUCAUUUUCACUUGGUUUCAAUUUUCUUUUUCAACCCACUAUCAUUAGGCAGUAAAAUUAAAAACUCAGGGAAUGCUAGGAAAGAUGUUAAUAAAGAACACAUUUAUUAGUUAAAUAUAUUUUUUUUAUAUACAAAAGAACUAAUAUUUAGAAACUGUCUCUUGGAGUUGAUUGAUAAAUUGCCAAUCCAAAAUAGCAUCAGCUAUUUGAAAUAGCGGAAUAGGUUAAUAAAGCUGUACACAUUGCCAUUUUGUAAUUUAUUUUAAAUAUGUGGGAGUUUUU
Messenger RNA from Physella acuta, 5244 nucleotides. Its product is annotated as zinc finger protein ZFP2. Gene Ontology annotation, biological process: regulation of gene expression. Gene Ontology annotation, cellular component: nucleus. The record is from RefSeq and is a predicted model, not a curated record. NCBI's taxonomy places the organism in Eukaryota, Metazoa, Mollusca, Gastropoda, Physidae.